UCUUCACUGGUUUUCCGCGCACGUUACUGUCAUCGACUGCGCCGGUUUGAAAACAGUGGUUAUUAAGACCCAAUUUAAGCAUAACGGAAUACACACCUCAAUCCAAAUCCAUCCUCUGCACUGAAAUAAUGGAGACAUUAUCAGUAGAAAGAAUUGGGCCUCCGCACAGAUUUCGGUCCAUGGAAUUCGAAUUCCGCAGCAAUUCCCCAUCUUCUGGCGGCUUCUAUUUCAGCGCACCCACAAGCCCUGUUCGAUCAACCGCUAUUUUAUCGGAUUUCGCCAAGUCGAUCAGAGCCGUGGUGCCUUUCGGGUGGGAGGAGAAGCCCGGAACGCCAAAGAAGAACGGGGGCAAAGAAGACGGCGAAGAAUCUAGCGAUGAUGAUGGCGAUUUCGAGUUUUGCAAGGGAUUCGUGGUGUCGGAGGAGCGGAGGAAUUCGGUGGAAGUGUUGACGGCAGAGGAGCUUUUCUCCAAUGGCCAAAUUCGGCCCCUGCGUCUACCGCCUCGCCUUCAGAAGAGCUUCGAUUUCGAGAAGCCCACCGGGAGUUUCAAAAAGUGGGGCUCUUCAAAAUCUUUGACGCCACGGUCGCCGCGUUCGCCAUUGAAGGAGGGACAGAGGAUUGUGAAGGAGGCGCUUUGGAGGAUCACUAAGCGGGGCAAAGGCGGCGAUUUUGAUCCUUUUGCGGCGGCGCUGAAGGGCACAGUGGGGGAGGAGCACCGCCGGCGGGGAUUGGAUCGUUCCCCUGGGCGGAGAGGGGGGCGUUCGUGUUCUCCGCUGGGAAGUUUCAACUGUAGCAGGGGCGAUGGCCCUGAGUUUUCAUCGGAGUCCAAGUCCGGCAAGAGACGGAAUUUGAAGGACUUUUUGAUCAGGAAGGGGAGGAGAGGGUGGAGUUUCUUCAUGGCUCUGGCCCCUGCGAGGCACCUGAAGAAGCAGCAGCCAUAUAUUAAUAUUGCAAAUCAAAUUCAGUACAGAAUAGGUUGAGGUUUCCAGCACUCUGCUUUCCUGACAGAGAACCGCUCCUUACUCCCAAACUGUGUGGAUACUUCGAUGGUUUGUUUUGAAAACUGUCAUGAUCUCUUUCUUUUCGCGAUUUCACCUUCUUCGUCAUAGAUCAUAGAGUUUGAUCUGGUAGGGCCUUCCCCCUUACCCCCUCCUAUUUGGUUUGGUCCCCCGAAGCUCACGUAGAGGGUCCUCAGGCCUCUGGGCUAUAAGUGCCUAGUGGUAGUUCUUAGCGUGAUACGCCCGGGAAUAUGGCGCACAAAAUAUCUAUAUAAUUUAAUUCAGAAAAUCAAUAGCUAAAACUGUUCUGCCCCAUCUAUCCAGAGAAUGUGCCUAUAGAGUUUUGAAGGUAACUCUUUCAACUUUGCAAAUGAGUUUUUUAAAUGAAAAAAUCUAUAAUAAUUAUUGUAACUUUAA
This is a messenger RNA of Cryptomeria japonica (Japanese cedar), 1415 nucleotides long. RefSeq lists its product as uncharacterized. The record is from RefSeq and is a predicted model, not a curated record. The transcript has a single exon. Bases 129 to 980 code for a protein of 283 amino acids. Lineage: Eukaryota; Viridiplantae; Streptophyta; Pinopsida; Cupressales; Cupressaceae.